GACGGUUUAAUACUGGCUUCUCCUCCUGACAGCGCCGAAUUCCCCAGCAAAGGCUUAACCGACGAGUUUCCUUACUUCGCAUUAUUCUUCACGCCUCUUAAUUCAUACUCUCAUUAUAAGCAUUGGUGAAGCUGAAACAGUAGCUAUACACAGGGCGGCGUGAGCGGGGGCAGCCGAACCGGUGGCGGCCUCUUGACGAUGGGCAAGGACAAGGGCAAAGGAAAGCUUCCGGAACACCUGGAGCUCCGGAGAGACUUCGUAACAUGCGGCGAUAGGCUCAAUUUCAAUGUUAACACAAUCACGUCUGCCAACACGUUCAACGCCAUGGGCGUUGACAACAGCUGGGACUUUGCGGCUUUCAAGGACAGCUUCCAGAUAGUUAUCAACAAGAUGGACCGGGAGGUGAUGGAGUUUGAUAUGAUUGGCUGCGACCCCGCCAUCGCCAACGCGCUGCGUCGCAUCCUCAUUGCCGAGGUGCCCACGGUGGCCAUCGAGCACGUGUUCAUGAUCAACAACACAUCCAUCAUCCAGGACGAGGUGCUGUCGCACCGUCUGGGCCUGGUGCCGCUGCUGGUGCCGCCGCACCUGCUGGAGCCCAAGCUGGCGGAGGAGGCGCCGGGCGAGAAGAACACGGUGGUGUUCAAACUGGACGUCACUUGCAGGAGGAAGCCGGAUGGCAGCUUGGAAAAUGAUAAAGUCCUGACCAGCCAGCUGGAGUGGCUGCCGGGCGGCUCCGAGCUGCCCGAGGAGACCACCUGCCGCUUCGCCGCCGGCCAGGCGCACCUCUUCACGGCCUCGGCCGCAGACGCCGCCGCCGCCUCCACCUCGGCCGCCUUCGCCGCCGCCGCCGCGCCGCCCUCCCCCCUGGGCUCCACCUCGGGCCCCUACCCGCGGCCGCGGGCGGUGCACGGCGACAUCCUGCUGGCCAAGCUGCGGCCGGGCCAGACGCUGCAGCUGGAGGCGCACGCCACCAAGGGCACGGGCAAGGAGCACGCCAAGUGGAGCCCCGUGGCCACCGCCUGGUACCGCCUGCAGCCCGUGGUGGCGCUGCUCAAGGAGGUUCGGGCUGACAGCGAGGAGGGCAAGGUGCUUCUGGAGACGUGCCCGGGCCUGUUCAGUGCGGACGAGGCCACGGGGCUGCUGCGGGCCGGCAACGCGCGGGGACACGAGAUGGUGCUGGAGCGGCUGCGUCGGCUGUUGGAGCAGGAGCGGUUCAGCUCCUGUGUGGCCUACCGCAAGCGCAAGGACCACUUCAUCUUCACCAUCGAGUCCAGCGGCGUGCUGCACCCCGCCGAGCUGCUGGCGCAGGCGCUGGACAUCCUGGCGGACAAGGCAAACAACCUGAGGGACAAGCUAUGAGCGGGGAUGAGGGGGAGAGGAUGAGGGAGGGGGGGAUGAGGGAGGUUGGGGGUUGAGGGGCUGUAAGGGCGGCUGUAUCACUGCGCCACGUAAGCGGGGGGUGUUUUCGUCUCCAUAUCCACCAUUCCCCCGCGGGCGGGGGUGAUGGGGGAAGGAGGCAUGUGCCGUGUGAUGUGAUGGGAUGGGCGCCCAAGGCGAGGAGGGCGGACGGCGUUGGAGGUGUGCAUGCAUUCUGUGAGCGAGCAGAGUGGUGUGUGAGUGUAUCAAGCAUGUAGGUGCAAUAGGGGCAGGGCGGCUGCAUGGCUGAAUGCAGCACAGCCUUUUACGCCGUGCCCAUGCAGGUUUGCGUGCCUGUGUGCGUGAAGCGAAAUUGCUUUACACCUCUUGACAGGCGUCCGAUCUGCCGAGCGGGCGACGGUCUGUAGGUGUACCGCGGUAUGAGCGGCAUUGUGCUUGUAGGUAGCAUGACGACAGCGCGCGCACACAGGCUGGACGGCAGACUGCUUUCAGGCAACUAGUCACACACGCGUCUUCAAACUCCCACUAUGUAUGUCGGAGUAGGUCGGAAUACCCCGCAUACACGCCGUCGGCCUGCAUGGGCAUGCGCCAUGCGGCAAGCGUGCAAGGCUGCGUGAGAGACGGGCGCACACAGGCCACAGGCAGAGGCAGGCAGGCGCUGAGGCGCAGCUCAGGGCAACAACAGUAGCAAUUUUCGAUGCCGUGCGCCAGUGCGGCGCCAAGCCUGCGUGAGCAGUGACUGAGUCAGGGUACAGGCGCACACCUGGGGAGGUUGAGGUUCCAUGACUACCUGGAGACUGCGGAGAGGUGCAAGCAGCUGAUGCGGGACCACCGCACCAGCUGGACUGACAUCAGGCGGGAAGCGGCCAGCGGCGGACUGACGCCGGAACGGAGGCGUCGGCCUGCGGGUGAGCCAGGCCAAGGCGGUUACGGUGUGGCCGUAUGGAUGGGUGCGUUCUGAGGCAGCCAGGGGCAGCCCGGCCACUAGCCUGGCGCCCCCUGGCACCCCUGCCUGGCUGCUUUCGGAGGAGGUGGCGCGCAAUGCACGGAUUAAAGGGAAUUGUACGUGGUGAGCGAGGCACCUGGAGAGAGGGGUGGGGGGGGGGGGCGGUUCCCAAGUUCGCUGGCCACUGAGAAGCCGGGAAGCUUGAGUGCGGGGUGGGUGAGGACGCCUGACGCGCCUCCUGGCACCCCUGCCUGGCUGCUUCCGGAGGAGGUGGCGCGCAAUGCACGGAUUAAAGGGCAUUGUACGUUGGUGAGUGAGCGAGGCGCCUGGAGCGAGAGUUUUUGGGGGUGGGGUGGGGGGGGGGCGGUUCCCAUGUUCGCGCGUGGCCGCUGAGAAGCCGGGAAGCUUGAAUGCGGGGUGGGUAAGGACGCCUGACUCAUGAAUCGAAGUGCGCGCAUGUAAAGCGCAUUGCAU
Chlamydomonas reinhardtii is the source of this 2797-nucleotide messenger RNA. RefSeq lists its product as uncharacterized. Lineage: Eukaryota; Viridiplantae; Chlorophyta; Chlorophyceae; Chlamydomonadales; Chlamydomonadaceae. Gene Ontology annotation, cellular component: RNA polymerase III complex; RNA polymerase I complex. The coding region runs from base 199 to 1359 and encodes 386 amino acids. Gene Ontology annotation, biological process: DNA-templated transcription. The transcript is spliced from 7 exons. Gene Ontology annotation, molecular function: protein dimerization activity; DNA binding. The record is from RefSeq and is a predicted model, not a curated record.